AUGGUGAUAACAACGGCAUCUAGACUGGCGAGAGAACUAAGUGAGAAAUACAGCUAUGUUGCGUCUUUGCGGGACCCUAGGACGAUCGGCUGGGGAUACACAGCGAACUUGAGGUUUGUGUUGCCAGUGAUCUUGGGCUACCUCUACGUGGUUAAGAGAGCCGGUCCAAGAUGGAUGGCGAACCGGAAGCCCUACAACCUCAAGUGGGCCAUCAUGGCCUAUAACUUGCUUCAGGUGAUCGCAAACGCUUUCUUCUUCGUGCGGUACAUGCGUCACACGUACCUCGGUGGAAACUACAGUGUGUUCUGUCAAGGACUGGACUACUCCAACAGUGAAAACGAGAUACGCAUCCUGGAAACUUCCUGGCUCUACCUUUUUGUGCGCAUCGCCGACUUCAUGGAUACCUUCUUCUUCAUUGCGACGAAAAAGUUCUCUCAUAUUACGUUUCUUCACGUCAUUCACCACUUCCUAGUUGUCCUCAAUGGCUGGGUGUACCUCACCUUUGGAGGUAGCGGUCACCUGAUCAUGGUUCUGUGUUUCAACACACUUGUCCACGUCGUGAUGUACGGCUACUACUUUCUCUCGUCACUUGGACCGAGAAUUGCGAAGUUCCUCUGGUGGAAGAAGUACCUCACGGGGCUGCAGAUCUUCCAGAUCGUCUUCCUCACGCUGCAUUCGUGUAUACCCCUUGUGUACGAUUGUGGUUUCCCCAAAGCACUUAUUAUGCUCGCCAUUCCACAAUCCUUGAUGGGGCUCGGACUCUUCAUUAACUUCUACGUUCAGUCGUACACCAAAACGGGAAAACGAGACCUUUGCAUUUCUCAAGCAGGGAAAGAGAAAUAA
Ixodes scapularis (black-legged tick) is the source of this 843-nucleotide messenger RNA. Its product is annotated as elongation of very long chain fatty acids protein AAEL008004. Gene Ontology annotation, molecular function: fatty acid elongase activity. Gene Ontology annotation, biological process: sphingolipid biosynthetic process; very long-chain fatty acid biosynthetic process; fatty acid elongation, monounsaturated fatty acid. The record is from RefSeq and is a predicted model, not a curated record. Gene Ontology annotation, cellular component: endoplasmic reticulum membrane. Lineage: Eukaryota; Metazoa; Arthropoda; Arachnida; Ixodida; Ixodidae. Bases 1 to 843 code for a protein of 280 amino acids. The transcript has a single exon.